CCUUGGGCAAAGCGCCCGGCAGCGGCAGCCUAUACAGGCCCGCAAAAUGGCUGCCCUCCGACGUAGGAGCCGUCGGGCUGCACGCAUUACAAGGACGCCAUUCGUCUGACGAGCUUUAUUCGGCUGCAGGAGUCAAAGCCAUCGAGCCAGACCAGCUGUGGACACCUGAGCCGCCGCACUAAGGCAUCAUGAUCGACGAAGACGAGUUAGAUGAAGUGGAAGAAGGUUUGGUAGAUCUGGCCAUGCGCGGCUGGCGGACGCUCGAUGAGCACCCCCUCGAUCCGCGAAGCAAGCGCGUGCAAUUGGAGCACAACGAGCUGAGCACCCUACCGAAGACCAUCGGCACGUUAGAAUUCAUGUGGAAGCUCGACGUCAGUCACAACAGGUUAGAGGCAUUACCAAGGACGAUCGGCAAGUGCACGCGGUUAAGGAUACUAAACGUCGACCAUAAUUAUUUGGAAGAUAUACCCAAGGUGCGAUCUCGGCGUCCCGUCGUGUUGAGGCGCCUUCACUUCAUUCAAACGACUCGUGUCCAUCUCACCAUGAAGUGGGUGGUUUCUUUUUCGAUUCCGAGGCCAUUCGGACCGCGUCGAGCAACCGCGAUGCUCCGCGCAGGAACUGGGCUCGUGUUUCUUCCUCGAGGAGCUCAACGCCGAGCACAACUCGCUGGUGACGGUGCCGGCGUCGUUGGGUUCCUUGCAGCAGUUGAGGGAACUGCGCCUCAAGCAUAAUCGGUUGGAGACUCUACCCGUGGAGAUCGGCGGCUUAGAUACAUUAGAGGUGUUGGACUGCUCCGAGAACGACCAGCUGGCCAUGGUCCCGCAGAAACUGCGCGACGACUCGGAAAUGGUCAAGUUCGUCAUCAGGCUCCAUUACGACACGCUCCGACACAUCACGCAGAUCAAAGAAAAUUAUAAAGAUGUCAAGGACGCCUUGCAGCGCCAGGAGCACGCCAAUUUAAGGUUGCGGGACGCCAUCGAGCAGUGCAAGGCGGACAAGGAGGCGAUCAUCGAGUCGCUGGUCCCCGACGAGGUCGCCGACACGUGUACCGUGUCCUAAGUUCGGGGUUUAUGUUA
Messenger RNA from Pelagomonas calceolata, 1076 nucleotides. Lineage: Eukaryota; Pelagophyceae; Pelagomonadales; Pelagomonadaceae. The record is from the annotation of a GenBank genome assembly.